UGCAGUGGGAGAAGGAGUUGCAAGGUCCUGAAGAUGCUUGUAGAAGUUGGAUUUUUCUGCACAGCCUGGGAUGCUUGAGAACUGCCACUGACGGACCAACAUAUACCUCUAAAACUUUCUGCAGAAUUUCCUACAUUUCCUUACCCUUUCACAAGGCAUAGGUGACCCACUCUGACUUUCUGGGGUGUGUGGUAGCUCCAGACCAUGCUCUCACUGUGGUUGUUCCUGCUCUCUUGCCUGAGCCUGGUGCCUCUGGCCCCAGCCGAGAAGGGCCUGGAGUUCCCACAGUAUGACGGGAAAGACCGCGUCCUAGAUAUCAAUGACAAGAACUACAAAAAAGCCUUGAAGAAGCACAGCAUGCUGUGCUUGUUCUACCAUGGACCCAUAACAGACAGCAAGGAGCUGCACAAACAACACCAGAUGACUGAAUUGGUGCUUGAGCUUGCUGCUCAGGUUUUGGAGGAGAAAGACGUUGGGUUUGGAAUGGUCGACUCCCACAAAGAUGCAAAGGUGGCAAAGAAACUGGACCUGGAGGAGGAAGGCAGCGUCUAUGUUUUUAAAGCUGAUCGAGUGAUCGAGUUUGAUGGCUUGCUCUCUGCUAACACUCUGGUCGAGUUCUUGUUGGAUCUCUUGGAGGAGCCCGUGGAGGUGAUAGGAAAUGCCCUGGAGCUGAGAGCCUUUGAUAGGAUGGAGGAAGACAUCCGCCUCAUUGGUUACUUCAAGAGCGAGGAAUCUGAUCACUAUGAAGCAUUUAAAGAAGCUGCAGAGCAGUUCCAGCCCUACAUAAAGUUCUUUGCCACAUUUGAAAAAUCUGUGGCCAAGGAGCUGACUCUGAAGUUGAACGAGGUGGAUUUCUAUGAACCCUUCAUGGAGGAGCCAGUCACCAUCCCAGGCAAGCCGCACUCUGAAGAGGAUCUAGUGGAAUUCAUAACUGAACACAGACGACCAACUUUGCGAAAGCUGCGUGCAGAAGAUAUGUUUGAGACCUGGGAGGAUGACAUUGAGGGCACCCACAUUGUUGCUUUUGCAGAGGAGGAGGACCCCGAUGGCUACGAGUUCUUGGAGAUCCUGAAGGAGGUGGCCAGAGACAACACCCAUCUACCUGACCUCAGCAUCAUCUGGAUUGACCCUGAUGACUUUCCCCUGCUGAUCCCCUACUGGGAGAAGACCUUCAAGGUGGACCUGUUCAGACCACAGAUUGGAGUUGUCAAUGUUACAGAUGCCGACAGUGUGUGGAUGGAGAUGGAUGAUGAGGAGGACCUGCCAACCGCCCAGGAGCUGGAGGACUGGAUUGAGGAUGUGCUCUCUGGCAAAGUCAACACUGAGGACGACGAUGACGACGAUGACGACGAUGAUGAUGAUGAGGAUAAUGAUGAGGAAGAGGAUGGCAACAAUGAUGAUGAUGAUGUCGGCAACGACGACGACGAUGACGACGACGACGACGACGACGACGACGACGACGAUGACGACGACGAGUAAUUCAUUGCCAGAGAAUAAUAAAUGUUGACUCCUCAGUUUUUAUUCUUAACAUGGAUUUUAGGCAAACUACAGUAAAAUAACUUUU
Messenger RNA from Micropterus dolomieu (smallmouth bass), 1564 nucleotides. It is a transcript of the gene casq2, whose product is annotated as calsequestrin 2. Gene Ontology annotation, molecular function: calcium ion binding. Gene Ontology annotation, cellular component: sarcoplasmic reticulum lumen. NCBI's taxonomy places the organism in Eukaryota, Metazoa, Chordata, Actinopteri, Centrarchiformes, Centrarchidae. Bases 205 to 1479 code for a protein of 424 amino acids. Gene Ontology annotation, biological process: regulation of cardiac muscle contraction by regulation of the release of sequestered calcium ion. The transcript is spliced from 11 exons. The record is from RefSeq and is a predicted model, not a curated record.